This is a messenger RNA of Micromonas pusilla CCMP1545, 2568 nucleotides long. RefSeq lists its product as uncharacterized. The annotation marks the transcript as partial. NCBI's taxonomy places the organism in Eukaryota, Viridiplantae, Chlorophyta, Mamiellophyceae, Mamiellales, Mamiellaceae. The transcript has 3 exons. Gene Ontology annotation, biological process: endonucleolytic cleavage to generate mature 5'-end of SSU-rRNA from (SSU-rRNA, 5.8S rRNA, LSU-rRNA); endonucleolytic cleavage in 5'-ETS of tricistronic rRNA transcript (SSU-rRNA, 5.8S rRNA, LSU-rRNA). Gene Ontology annotation, molecular function: U3 snoRNA binding; protein binding. Gene Ontology annotation, cellular component: small-subunit processome; nucleolus; 90S preribosome. The record is from RefSeq and is a predicted model, not a curated record.
AUGCCGCCGCCGGACCAAAGGAAGACGUACGCGCCGGCGUCGAGCCUGGAGGUGUUCCACACCGGCGGCCCGAUCGCGCUGUCGCGCGAUGGGAAGCUCGUCGCCGCCGCGUGCCAGGAAGCGAUUAACGUCGUCGAGGUCUCGACGGGGAAGACGCUGCACAACCUCCCCGGGGACACGGAGCCGAUCACCGCGCUCGCGUGGAGCAGGGACGGAAAGAAGAUCUUCUCCGCGUCGCGCUCGAUGCGAUGCUCGGUGUGGGACGCGACGACGGGCGAGAGCGUUCGGACGUUCAAGGCGCACAACACGCCGAUCCUUCACAUGACCGUCGAUCCCUCCGGAACGCUCCUCGCGACGUGCUCCGCGGAUCGCACCGCGCGCGUGUGGGACGUCGCGAAAGGCUUCUGCACGCACGCGUUCAGAGGGCACGCGGCGAUGGUGACGACCGCGCUGUUCCACCCGGACGCGAAGCGUCUCGUCCUCUACACUGGCGCGCACGACGGCGAAGUCCGCGCGUGGGAUCUUCGGACGCGCGAGUGCGUCGGAAGCAUGCGCGAGCACACGUCCUCCGUCACCUCCCUCGCCGUCCCGACCGCGUCGAAGAACGGCUCGGAGAAGCUCCUCUCCGCGGCGAGAGACCGCGUCGUGCACGAGUGGUGCUCGAAGACGUACAAACGCCUGUCGACGACGCCUACGCACGAGGCGUGCGAGGGCAUGGCGGCGCUGGACCCGCGGAGGGCGAGAGGGAUGAUCGGCGCCGCCGCCGCCGACGCGAAACCCGACGCCGCGUACUUCGUCACCGCGGGCGAUAAAGGCAUCGUGAGGAUAUGGCGCGUCGGCAGCGCGAAGCCGAUCGCGCGCGGAAACAGUUUGAAGGAAGAGAGCGGGCUGAUGACGGGCGGCGCGCACGACGGCGACGCGGAAGGCGACGAAGCCGCCGCGGGGGAGCUGAUAGGGAACACGGACGAGAUCAUCGCUGCGGCGUUCCUUCCGGGGAGCGGCGAUGAGGAUGAGGAGGAGGAGGAGGAGGAGGCGGAUGUCGGCCAAGACGGCGACGAGAAGAGACGAAAACGCGCCGCGAAGACGAAGAAGAGACCGAGAGCGCUCGCGGUGGCGACGAACAGCGCUCUCCUUCGCGUGUUCGACCCGUCAACGAUGGCGUGUACGGCCGCGCUUCCCGGGCACGCGGGCGCGAUUCUGUCCCUCGACGCGAGCGUCGGCCCGAACGGCGAAUGCCUCGUGAUCACCGGCUCGAGAGAUCACACCGUCAGACUUUGGGACGUGACGACGGCGGCGGCGGCGGUGGCGUCCGGCGACGCGACGGGGCACGGCGCGGCGUCGACGUCCGGCGCGCGAUGCAUCGCGAUCGGAGAAGGCCACGUCGGCGCGGUCGCCGCCGUCGCGUUCGGGCACAAGAACGGCACGCCGAUCGCGAUGAGCGGCGGCGCGGAUAAAGUCGCGCGCGUGUGGGACGUCCGCGGCGCGUUGCACUCGCAUCGCGCCGCCGCCGCCGCCGCCGCCGGCGAUGACGACGACGACGACGAUCUCGAGGAGUCGCCCCUCCGACCCGUUCCGUUCCUCGCGAAGUCCGCGGCGAUCGCGCACGACAAGGCGGUGAACUGCUGCGCGAUCGCGCCCAACUUGACCCUCGGCGCGACGUGUUCGGGCGACAGGACCGCGCGGCUGUGGCGCCUGCCGGACCUGAUCCCGUGCGGCGUCCUGCGAGGGCACAAACGCGGCGUGUGGGCGGUGGCGUUCUCGCCCGCGGACCGCGUCGUCGCGACCGCGGGAGGGGACAAGACGAUCAAGAUAUGGUCGUGCGACCCGAACACGUACAAGAGCGGCAGCGGCGCGUGUUUGCGCACGCUCGAAGGGCACACCGCGGCGGCGUUGGCGUUGAAGUUCGUCUCCGGCGGGACGCAAAUCGUCUCCACCGGCGGCGACGGGUUGCUCCUCCUCUGGGGCGUGCGAACCGGCGCGGCGAUCGCGACGUUGGACGCGCACGAGGAUAAAGCGUGGGCGCUCGCGGUCGACGACGACGGCGACGUCCUCGCGACCGGCGGCGCGGACGCGAAGCUGACGCUGUGGAACGACGCCACCGCGGAGGCGGCGGCGGAGGAGGCGGCGGCGAACGCGUCGAGGGCGGGCGCGACGCAGGAGCUGUCCAACGCGGCGGCGUCCGGGCAGCACGACAAGGCUGCGCGCUUAGCGCUCAAGCUGAACCACCCGCACGCGCUUCUCGUCGCGGUGAAGGCGAUGAUCGCGAACGGUGCGAUCGGGUGCGCGCAGUUGGAAUCGCUCGCGGCGACGGUGAAGGGCGUCGCGUUGCUUCGGUUCGUGUGCGCGAUCAAGGCGUGGAAUUCCAACGCGCGGUUUUGCGACCCCGCGCAGCGGUGCCUCGCGGCGCUGCUGCGGCAUCGCUCGCUGCGCGAGCUGUCGGGCGUGAAGGGCGUCAAGGACCACGUCGCGUCGCUGAAGGCGUACACGACGCGACACUUCGCGCGCGCGGGGAGGCUCGUUCGAGGGACGUACCUUUUGGACGUCGCGCUCGCGGGCAUGGGCGUGUUG